Molecule: messenger RNA, 2284 nt
Organism: Trifolium pratense (red clover)
Lineage: Eukaryota; Viridiplantae; Streptophyta; Magnoliopsida; Fabales; Fabaceae
Product: probable inorganic phosphate transporter 1-3
Exons: 2
Coding region: 125-1747 (540 amino acids)
Biological process (GO): phosphate ion transport; transmembrane transport
Cellular component (GO): membrane
Molecular function (GO): phosphate transmembrane transporter activity
Source: RefSeq, a predicted model, not a curated record
CAUCUGCUCACAAUGCAACCUAGUUAGCUCUUCAAACAAUUUCACUUCUUUAUCAAACUUGGCUUCUCACAAGGAAGUCUUCUUUCAAUCUAUCUCUAUUGGAAACUAGGUAACAAAUUAAGUCAUGGCUGGAGAACUAGGAGUGCUAAAUGCACUAGAUGUGGCAAAGACACAAUUGUACCAUUUCACUACCAUUAUCAUAGCUGGAAUGGGUUUCUUCACUGAUGCGUAUGAUCUUUUCUGCAUUUCCAUGGUCACAAAAUUACUUGGAAGAAUAUAUUACACAGAACCAAAUGCACCAAAACCAGGAACACUUCCACCAAGUGUUCAAUCAGCUGUAACCGGCGUCGCGCUAGUCGGGACUCUAGCAGGCCAAUUAUUCUUUGGUUGGCUUGGAGACAAAAUGGGAAGAAAAAAAGUUUAUGGUUUAACACUUAUUCUCAUGGUUGUUUGUUCUGUUGCCUCAGGACUCUCUUUUGGAUCAAGUCCAAAGAGUGUUAUGGCAACACUUUGUUUCUUUAGGUUUUGGCUUGGUUUUGGAAUUGGUGGUGAUUACCCUCUUUCGGCUACAAUCAUGUCGGAAUAUGCGAAUAAAAAAACUAGAGGAGCUUUUAUUGCUGCUGUUUUUGCUAUGCAAGGUUUUGGUAUCUUAGGUGGUGGAAUUGUUGCAUUGAUUGUGGCUUCUAUAUUUGAUCACAAAUAUAAUGCUCCUACUUAUGAAGAAAAUGCAGCGGCGUCGUUGGUGUUGCCGCAAUUUGAUUAUGUUUGGAGACUUAUUCUUAUGUUUGGUGCUCUUCCGGCUGCAUUGACGUACUAUUGGCGAAUGAAAAUGCCCGAAACGGCUCGUUACACGGCUCUCGUCGCUAAGAACGCGAAACAGGCUACCGCGGAUAUGUCGAAGGUUUUGCAAGUUGAACUUGAAGUUGAAGAGGAAAAGGUGGAAAAGUAUACGGGCAACGAGAGAAAUCAGUAUGGCUUGUUCAGCAAGGAAUUCGUGAAGCGACACGGUUUGCAUUUGCUCGGAACAUGUAGUACUUGGUUUUUGUUGGAUAUUGCUUUCUAUAGUCAGAAUCUUUUCCAAAAGGAUAUUUUUUCCGCAAUCGGAUGGAUACCUCCGGCAAAAGAAAUGAAUGCAAUUCAUGAGGUUUACAAGAUUGCAAGAGCACAAACACUUAUCGCCUUAUGUAGUACUGUUCCGGGUUAUUGGUUCACGGUAGCGUUGAUCGAUUACAUGGGCCGUUUCGCUAUCCAAAUGAUGGGAUUCUUCUUCAUGACUGUUUUCAUGUUUGCUCUUGCUAUACCAUAUGAUCAUUGGAGAGAUAAAGACAAUAAAUUUGGGUUUGUUGCAAUGUACUCACUCACAUUCUUCUUUGCUAAUUUUGGUCCAAAUGCUACAACAUUUGUUGUUCCGGCGGAGAUUUUCCCGGCUAGGUUAAGGUCCACUUGUCAUGGAAUUUCAGCUGCUGCAGGAAAGGCAGGAGCAAUUGUUGGUGCAUUUGGUUUCUUGUAUGCUGCACAAAGUAAAGAUCCUACUCAGACCGAUAAAGGGUAUCCAACCGGUAUUGGGAUUAAGAACUCGCUUAUUAUGCUUGGCGUGAUCAACUUUGCUGGUAUGUUGUUCACUUUACUUGUUCCGGAAUCAAAGGGGAAAUCAUUGGAAGAGUUAACCGGAGAGAAUGAAGGAGAAGGUGAUAUUGAGGCCACUCCGCAAGAAGGAUCAAGGUUUCCAAAUGCUGCCACAGCCUAGAAUGUAGCUUUAGGUGUGGCUGGUGUUGCCGGUGCGAUUAUCAGCAUUGCUACAUGAUUUUAUUAUUUUAUAUUUGCACCUUAUAUUAUUAUUUGGGACAUGUUUUAAAAAUCUUAUACCUUAUAUUUUUCCAACCAUAUUUCUCCUGUCCCUUGAAAAGUAAUUUGUUUGAUCCCUAUAAAGCCUGUUGCAGCCGCAUGCGACCGAUUACAAUCUGAUGCAGCCAGUUGCACCUACUGUACAAUGCGGCCGUUAUUGUGUGAUGCGGUCUGCAAUUUGAAACUACAAGCAAGAUAUGGUAGGAUAAUUUAUGUUUGAUUCAUGUUAGUUUCCAACAAAGUGAUUUGAAUUAUGUUGUUUGAACAUUUUAAUGUAGUUCACAAUAAUGUAUAGUUCUUUGCAUCUUGGUGCAAGAAUACAUACUAUGUAAAGUGUGUGCCUUUGGUUGUAUUUUAGUUAAAAUUUACUCUUGUAUAAUUGAUUUUAGCCUUUGUUUGAAAUUGAGGUAACUUGUAUUUACUUUCGUUUUACAUUUAA